Messenger RNA from Phalaenopsis equestris, 1914 nucleotides. Its product is annotated as scopoletin glucosyltransferase-like. The record is from RefSeq and is a predicted model, not a curated record. The transcript has a single exon. Lineage: Eukaryota; Viridiplantae; Streptophyta; Magnoliopsida; Asparagales; Orchidaceae. The coding region runs from base 162 to 1613 and encodes 483 amino acids. Gene Ontology annotation, molecular function: UDP-glycosyltransferase activity.
UUUGGAGGAAGAAGAAUUUUUCCUAAUCCAUUCCGGCAAACAUCCGUUGACAUCCACCCUCAACGCGUUCUUCUUCUCCCCUGCCAUAAAUCCCGAAUCCCAUCCCCCCCCAAUUAUACCAAACUACUGUAUUCAGCAGCUUAGCUCGACAUCCAUCAACCAUGGCAUCCACCGCCGCCGACCUCCACAUCUUCUUCCUCCCUUUGCUCGCCCCCGGCCACAUGAUCCCCAUCCUCGACCUCUCCAUUCUCAUCUCUGCACGCGGCGCGCGCUCCACCAUCAUCACCACCCCUUCCAACGCCGACCUAAUUCUUCGCCCUUCUCUCUCCCGCUCCGAUAGCCCCAAUAUCCAUCUCCUAACCAUCCCUUUCGCCUCCGACCAAUCCCCAAACCUCACCGAAAAUCUCACCGGCUUGCGCACCCCAGAAGUCACUCCCCAAUUCUUCGCCUCCUUGUGCCUCCUCGAACCUCACUUUGAAAGCCUCGUAAUCGCCCACCGCCCCGACUGCAUCAUCUCUGACGUCCUGUACCCGUGGUCCGCCGGACUUGCCAAACGCCACGGCAUUCCCCGGAUCGCCUUUCAUGGAACCAGUUACUUCUCCUUCACCCUCAUGGGACUCGUCGGCAGACUUCGCUUGUAUGACUCCGUUUCCUCCCCCGAUGAGCCUUUUGUAGUCCCGGACUUACCUCAUGACAUCAAGUUGACCCGAUCCCAACUAUUCCCCAUGAUCAUAUCUCCGCCGGAGUACAUGGCCGGGAUUUCGGCUUCCCUUCAAGAAACCUAUGGCAUGGUUAUGAACACGUUCUACGAACUGGAGCCCGCCUAUGCCGACUCAUUCAAGUCCGCUGGUUGGAUGCGAGGCUGGAACGUUGGCCCUGUUUUCCUCCGCCAUUGGUCUGUAGAUUCGAUCAGAAACAGGGGCGGCGCCGCAGCGUCCGAUGUCUUCGAUUGGCUGGAUGGAAAGAAAGCAAGAUCUGUGCUUUAUGUCUGUUUUGGAAGCCUGCCACGUUUCACGGCGGCGCAGCUCCCGGCGGCGCAGCUCCGGGAGAUCAGGGAGGGGUUGGAGGCGGCCGGGCGGCCUUUUGUGUGGGUGGUGAGAGGGGGAUUGGAGGAGGAAGGAUACGUUCCCGUCGCCGGAAAUGGAUCGGGUGGGUUUGUGAUAAGAGGAUGGGCACCGCAGCUUGCGAUACUUAAACAUGAGGCGGUGGGAGGAUUUCUGACGCACUGUGGAUGGAAUUCUUGCAUGGAAGGGAUUGCGGCGGGCGUGCCGAUGGUGACAUGGCCAUUAUUUGCGGAUCAGCAGUUCAAUGAGAGGCUUUUGGUGGACGUGUUGGGAGUGGGCGUAGGUGUGGGAUCGGUGGUGAACAGUACGAGGGAGGAGGAGCGGACGGUUGUGGUGGCGGAGAGAGUGGCGGCGGCGGUUGAGGGGGUGAUGGGGGGAGGGGAGGAGGCGGAGGAGAGGAGGAGGAAGGCGAGGGAGAUGAAGGAGGCGGCGGAAAAGGCGGUGAGGGAAGGAGGGGCGUCGGAGGGGGACUUGGGAAGGAUGGUGGAGGAACUGCUUGCUUUGAAGCGGAGCAGGGUGGAGGAAACAGAAAUUAAAUGCGGCGAUUAGGGCUUAGUGCCAGGCUUCGUUUGAUCGUUCAAAAAAAAAAUUUUUUUUUUUUUUGGAUGUCCAGUUCUUCGAAUUCUAAUUGGAGAAGAGAGUUAUGUUUUGAAAAGAUGAAAUUUUUCUUCAAAUAAAUUUUUGCAGCUGUUGGGGUUGACUUAACGAACUGAACUCUUCUAAAUAUAAGCUUAAAUAGAUUCUACCUUGUAUAUCUUGGAAAAAAGAAAAUAAAUGUUUCGUCUAGACAACCAACCGUCGAGCAACAUUCGUCUGGACAACCAACCAUCGAGCAUCAUCUCAUUAUAUC